Penicillium alfredii is the source of this 1599-nucleotide messenger RNA. Its product is annotated as carboxylesterase/lipase family protein. The coding region runs from base 1 to 1599 and encodes 532 amino acids. The transcript has a single exon. Lineage: Eukaryota; Fungi; Ascomycota; Eurotiomycetes; Eurotiales; Aspergillaceae. The record is from RefSeq and is a predicted model, not a curated record.
AUGAAUUUCAAUUACUUCACUGCGGUCGCUUCUGCCUUUCUUUUGAGUAUUGUCCCUGGUGCCUCGGCUGCACUCUACAACCAAGUCAUCCACACAAGCCAUGGCCCAGUCCAAGGCUAUCCUGCGUUCAACAGCACCCCUGCUGGUGACCUGUCCCAUUGGAAAGACAUCACAGUGUGGAAGGGCAUUCCCUUUGCAGCCACAACUAGCGGCGAGAACCGUUUCAGGGCUCCCCAGCCAGCCAGUCCAUGGACCAAGACCCUGAACGCCAAAUCCUUUGGUCACGUCUGUCCGUCGGCCACUUCAGGGAACAAUGCCUACACCAUCGACGAGGACUGCUUAAACCUCAAUAUAUGGAGUGCAGCAAACUCCACAAACGCAAAGCUGCGAGUCGUCAUGUGGAGCUACCCGGCCGGAUCGACGGGUGCGGACGCUCUCUUUGACGGCGCUGGAAUGGCCGACCAGGGCGUCGUCUAUGUGAACUAUAACUAUCGAACGGGGUCUUUUGGAUGGCUCGCCAGCCCUGAGCUGUCGAAGGAAUUUGCUCAAGAGUCUGGCUCGAAGGCCUCUGGGAACUGGGGUCUACUUGAUCAGAUCGCCGCGCUGAAAUGGAUUCAUACCAACAUUGCUGCGUUUGGCGGCGACCCUGAUCACAUCACUGUGAUGGGUCAGUCUGCCGGGUCGGCCGCCUCUCAGCAUCUCCUUCAUAGUCCCCUGACAAAGGGUCUUAUCAAGGGAGCCAUUAUUCAAAGCGGCGUCCGAUACCCUCAAGAUCCAUUGUGCUCCAGCUUGGCCGAGAACUACCUAACCCUGGACGCGGCGGAAAAGCAAGGUACGAAGUACAUGGCCAGCCUAAAUGUCAGCACGCUCGCGCAAAUGCGAAAGUUGCCCAUGAAAGAUCUCGAGACUUCACUGGCCACUUUUGGCAGCAACUCUGCCUGGAGCUUCACUGCCACCCUGGACCACUACGCUAUCCCGGAUACAUACUACAACACACUGGUGAAGGGCUUAGCCCACGACGUGCCCGUGCUGACCGGAAACACCAAAGACGAGAGCGGCGCAACAUACGGCCUGAAUAUCAGCAUGGCAACAUAUCUACGCAAUCUGAAUUCGACUUACAGCGGACACUGGGUGCAAAAGUUCCUAGAUCUCUAUCCGGCGCAUGAUUCCAAGACCGCAUCAGGCGCUUACAACUCCCAAUUCACCGACCGAUCUAAUGUUGGCACAUGGCUCUGGGCCCGACUGUGGGCGACGGCUCGCACGAGUCCCGUCUACAAUUAUUUUUGGGACCAUGCGCCGCCGAGCCAAAACCAGGGCGCUGCUCAUGAGUCUGAGAUUAACUAUGUAUUGAACAAUCUUUAUGCAACUGAUAAGGCCUGGACGCAGAAGGACUAUGCCAUUGCUCGCAAGAUGAAUGGGUAUUGGGUGAACUUCAUUAAGACUGGGGAUCCCAAUGGCGAGGGCUUGGUUCAAUGGCAUCCGGCUAAUGCCACUCAAAGUGCCCACCAUGUUGGAAAUGGAUGGGGGUCAAUUCCUGUGGCUUCGGAGGCCAAGGUUUCGCUUUUCAAGUCGUGGUUUGCCACUCUGAAGAAGUACUAG